Molecule: messenger RNA, 1521 nt
Organism: Geodia barretti
Lineage: Eukaryota; Metazoa; Porifera; Demospongiae; Tetractinellida; Geodiidae
Source: the annotation of a GenBank genome assembly
AUGCCGUUUCGAGAGAUGAACCGCGAGCAGAUGUGGAUGCUUCCGCCAACCCUCGGCGAGAUGGUGCCGAUGGACCAUCCUGCACGCUUUGUCGCCGAGUUCGUGGACGGCAUGAAGCGGGAAGACUGGGCGGAGCUUGGAGUCGAUGCGGACGGUGACCCGAUGGGAGCUCCGGCCUACCAUCCCCGGGCUCUGCUGAGCGUGUGGCUUUACGGCUUCAUGACCGGCGUGCGCUCGACCCGCAAGCUGGAGACGGCCUGUCGCGACCAGAUACCUUACCUGUGGCUUACGGGAUCGCAGCGUCCGGACCACAACACCCUGUGGCGUUUCUACAAGAACCACCGCCAGGCGAUGAGGAAUCUGUUCAAGCGCACGGUGCGCACGGCCUUCAGGAUGGAACUGGUGGACCUGGCUCUCCAGGCUGUGGACGGGACGAAGAACGAGGCCGGGGAGGACGCUCCUCCGGCGAAUCUGCCGCCGGAGCUGGCCGGUAAGAAGGCGUUGCGGGAGCGCAUGCGGCAGGCGCAGGAGACGCUGGAGGGCAGCGACCGCCUCAAGCAAGUCAACCUGACCGAUCAGGAUGCCGUGAUGAUGAAGACGAAUCAGGGCAUCACGCUGGCCUACAACGGCCAGGCGGUGGUCUCUCCGGUGGUGGCUGAGGGGAAAGAGACGGGCAUGCUGAUCACGGCGGCCGGCGUGUCGGACGACCCGACCGACUAUGGCACACUGGGUCCGAUGAUGAAGCAGGCGGAGGAGACGACGGGUGUCAGGGCUGAGACGACGUUGGCCGACGGGGGCUAUUACUCCGGGAGCAAUCUGGAGGAGUGCGCCCGAAGAGGCCAACAGGUGAUCAUGCCGGAGGGGCAAAGACAGGCGCUCGACAGCCUUUACCACAAGGACCGUUUCGACUACGACGAGGCGAACGACCGCUACCGUUGUCCGGAGGGCCGGUGGCUGAGCUUCUUUCGUAUCAAUCGCGGCCGCCGGACCAUGACGCGGAUCUACCGGGGAUCGGUUGCCGUGUGCCUGUCCUGUCCCGCCUUCGGUGUCUGUACGAAGAGCAAGCGUCAUGGCCGCACCCUGAAGAUAGGCCCCCAGGACGCAGCGCUGCGCCGCCACCGGGCCUGGAUGUCCACCGAAGAAGCCAAACGGGCGUACAGACAGAGAAAGCUACUGGUCGAACCGGUCUUCGGGAUCAUCAAAGAACAGUUGCAAGCCCGCAGCUUCCUGUUACGCGGUCUAAACAACGUUGCGGCCGAGUGGUCCCUGCUGGCUACAGCCUUCAACCUGCGCACCCUGUGGCGUAUAUGGCGGACCCAGGCGCCGGACCCCGAGUUCACAAACGAAGCGCAACGCCGAAUCAGGCCGCCCAAGCACGUUCCGGACAGGUCUCAACUGACAAACGGCGCGGGAUUUCCUACAUGUGUGACCCGGGUGAUCGAUGCCGCAACGACGGCGUAUCAAAUCCUCCAGCGCAUACGAAUGAUGCCGAAACGCCUGGCCAUAAGCCACGCACACUAA